UGUGAAAGCAAGAGUCUAUGUAGCUCAACUAAGACGCCUCCUGCGAGAAAGCCAGAGAAGAGCUAGGGGGCGGGGGAAGGAGACGAAAAAAAGGUUUAAAAAAAAAAAAAAAGAAAGAAAGUCUCGGAGAACCUUGCGCUUUGGCAACAAAGAGCGUGGGAGCCGGGGAGCCACCCCGGGAAAAGGCUGUGUGUCUAUUUCCAGCUAAGCCACAGGGCUCGGGCGCCAGUCGAGCCUCUGCUCGCCGCUCGCCCUACUGAAACCGACUUCCAGGAGCGGCUUUUCAAACACACUCCACGCGCCAGGACAGCCCCUGCAGCGGCAAUGUUUCCCGAGCUGUCGCCUCCGUGCCCUCUUUAAAAGCCGCGUUCUCUUCCCCCAAAGACACUUCCCCCUUCCCUUUCAAAAGCUUUAGUUCUGAUUUGUUCCUUUUUUUUUUUAAUUUUAAACAAAACAAAACUAUGUGUUGCUGUUGAAUUUUUUUUUUUAUUGUUUUUGAAAAGCAAACACAAAAGCGGAGCCAAGCCAGCAGCUGCGGACUGGUUCCCUGUCUGGAGUGGAUGAGCCUCUCCAUGAGAGAUCCGGUUAUCCCUGGGACAAGCAUGGCCUAUCAUCCGUUCCUACCUCACCGGGCGCCGGACUUCGCCAUGAGCGCGGUGCUGGGCCACCAGCCGCCUUUCUUCCCCGCGCUAACGCUGCCUCCCAACGGCGCUGCAGCGCUUUCCCUGCCGGGAGCCCUGGCCAAGCCCAUCAUGGAUCAGUUGGUGGGGGCCGCGGAGACCGGCAUUCCUUUCUCAUCCCUGGGACCCCAGGCACAUCUGAGGCCUCUGAAGACCAUGGAACCCGAAGAGGACGUGGAAGACGACCCCAAAGUGCACCUGGAGGCCAAGGAACUUUGGGACCAGUUUCACAAGCGGGGUACAGAGAUGGUCAUUACGAAGUCGGGGAGGAGAAUGUUCCCUCCAUUUAAAGUGAGGUGCUCUGGGCUGGAUAAAAAAGCCAAGUAUAUUUUACUGAUGGACAUUAUAGCUGCUGACGACUGCCGAUACAAAUUUCACAAUUCUCGGUGGAUGGUGGCCGGUAAGGCGGACCCCGAAAUGCCAAAGAGAAUGUACAUACACCCGGACAGCCCCGCCACGGGGGAGCAGUGGAUGUCCAAAGUCGUCACUUUCCACAAACUGAAACUCACCAACAACAUAUCGGAUAAACACGGAUUUACUUUGGCCUUCCCAAGCGAUCACGCAACGUGGCAGGGGAAUUAUAGUUUUGGGACCCAGACCAUACUCAACUCUAUGCAUAAGUACCAGCCCCGGUUCCACAUCGUCAGAGCCAAUGAUAUUUUGAAGCUGCCUUAUAGUACAUUUCGCACAUACCUGUUCCCGGAAACGGAAUUCAUUGCCGUGACUGCCUACCAAAAUGACAAGAUAACUCAGUUAAAAAUAGACAACAAUCCUUUUGCAAAGGGUUUUCGGGACACUGGGAACGGCAGGAGAGAAAAAAGAAAGCAGCUCACCCUGCAGUCCAUGAGGGUGUUUGAUGAGAGACACAAGAAGGAGACUGGGACCUCAGACGAGUCCUCCAGUGAGCAGGCAGCCUUCAACUGCUUCGCCCAGGCCUCCUCUCCAGCCGUGUCCACGGUGGGGACAUCCAACCUCAAAGAUUUGUGUCCCAGCGAAGCUGAAAGUGACGCCGAGGCCGAAAGCAAGGAGGAGCAGGGCCCCGAGGCCUGCGACGCCGCUAAGAUUUCCACCACCACCGCCGAGGAGCCAGGCCGAGACAAGGGCAGCCCGGCCACCAGGGCGCAGCUGUUCCCCGCGGAACCCGGUCGAGCCCGAGACACUGCGCGCCUGGACAAGGCAUCGCCUGAUUCGCGCCACAGCCCGGCCACCAUCUCAUCCAGCACUCGCGUCCCGGGAGCCGACGAGCGCAGGAGCCCCGGACGAGAGGGUCCGGGCGCUGUCAAGGUGGAUGAGGUGCGUCCGCUGCCCGCCAAGGACGCCUUCACGCCACUGUCGGUGCAGACGGACGCCGCCGCGCACCUGGCGCAGGGGCCCCUUCCUGGCUUGGGCUUCGCCCCAGGCCUGGCUGGCCAGCAGUUCUUCAACGGGCAUCCUCUCUUCUUGCACCCGGGCCAGUUCGCCAUGGGCGGCGCCUUCUCCAGCAUGGCUGCGGGCAUGGGGCCCCUGCUGGCCACAGUAUCCGGGGCAUCCACCGGCGUCUCCGGCCUAGAUUCCACAGCCAUGGCCUCUGCUGCCGCAGCGCAGGGACUGUCCGGGGCAUCGGCUGCCACCCUGCCCUUCCACCUUCAACAACAUGUCCUGGCCUCCCAGGGCUUGGCUAUGUCGCCUUUUGGGAGCCUGUUCCCUUACCCCUACACGUACAUGGCUGCAGCAGCUGCGGCCUCCUCAGCGGCCGCCUCCAGCUCCGUGCACCGCCACCCGUUCCUCAACUUGAACAGCAUGCGUCCCCGGCUGCGCUACAGUCCAUAUUCCAUCCCCGUUCCAGUGCCUGACAGCAGCAGCCUGCUGGCCACUGCGUUACCAUCCAUGGCUUCCGCCGCGGGGCCCCUAGACGGCAAGGCAGCCGCCCUGGCGGCCAGCCCGGCCUCCGUGGCCGUGGACUCGGGGUCGGAACUGAACAGCCGCUCCUCCACGCUCUCCUCCAGUUCAGUGUCCUUGUCACCCAAACUCUGCUCAGAGAAGGAGGCGGCUACCAGUGAACUGCAGAGCAUCCAGCGGCUGGUCAGUGGCUUGGAAGCCAAGCCGGACAGGUCCUGCAGCGGGUCCCCUUAAAAACAAAAAACAACAAAACAAACCGCUCCCCCCAAAGGUCUCUCCAUUCCAGUUCGGUCAAAUCUGCCAGUGCACUUUGUUGGAUGUAAAAUAAACCACAGGCUUUCCACGUGGGGGUGAUCCCCACCCUUUCAAUUCUGUCUGGGAAGGAGCACCACGCUCUCUCCAGAGAAUGCGCUGGAGCCCACAGGCCUCGUCUUCUUGGGCCGUGGAAACAGGCUGCAUUGAGACACGGGGGUGGGAUGGGGGGGGGGGCAGACUGGCUUUUGUUUCUAGAGCGACUUCUGUGGAGGCUGGUGUGGAAGUUGGGGCUGAAGAACAAGGUAGCCAGGCCGCCGGCCACAAGAGUGGGUGUUUGAGAGACUACACCCGAAUCUCUUUCUCCCCCCCCCUUUCUUGUGUGUGUGUGAAGUGGAAACAAAAAUAAUUAUUUUCCCUAAACAAACUAACAAACCAACCCCACACUGGGACAAGCGAAGUCCCGUGGAACUGUCUAUGAAGACUGAAAACUCAUUUGCUGAGUACCUUUGCUGGGGAAGGGAGAAGGCCUUGCCCUGGCCUGGUCUAUAUUAAAGGAAUCCCGUGUCUUUUUAAUAUCGUGAAGUUUGAAAGGAGGAUACCGGUUUUUUUUUUUUUUUUUUUUUUUUUUGCAUGUUACAGUUUUCUGGGUUUUAUUUUGGAUGUUUUUUGGCUUUUACGGAAGGAAAAAAACAACAACAAAAUCCCCCAUCAUCCGUCAUCCUCAAGCCCGCUCACAUCGGCAACCCCGAGGAAGUGGGGGAGGGGUGAGAGUAGAGGGAAGUGAUGGGGGCGGGGGUGAAGUCAACGGAGUUUAUUUUACCUAAGCGCUGUAGAGGGGCUUCGUGUGCCUGUCGGACUAUAAGUUCUCUUAACUGUAUAUGCAAUAACAAGGUUUUAAAAGAAAUAAUAAAAGAGGAAAACACGACUAUUGGACAAAGUAUUUAUGUAAUUAUUUGAUAUCUCUUGUAAAUAGGUGGAAUAUGACCGCUCAGAAAGUUAAACUUUAAUUUAUUGACUUGUACAUAAGCUGGAUGUAAAUAGGAGUGUGUCUGUCAGGUUUUAUUCUUGUUUUGCCUUUUGGUUUAAUUCAGGUCAGGAGAUGGCUUAAUUCACACUAACAAGCAUAGGCUUCUGUACCUCCAUCUACUCGCUUUCAAGUAGAGCUGGCUGCAUUUUUUUUUUAAUGUCCAAGAGCUGGUGGAGGGGGAGGUGGGUGGGAUUGGGAAUACUGUUUCCUAUUUUCACCAAAAUUGGGGAGGUAUUGGCCCUUCCAGGCUCCACUUGAAAUUCCCUAAACUCUGGCACCCUGGGAGAGGUUGAGGUUCGUGGGAGCAGAGGCGGCCAUUUAACUGUUCUAAUUUUUCAAAGUCACUGGGCUCUGGCAUCUUCUAAUCCAAGUGAGGUUUUCUUGCUAUUAUUCAUCUUGAUGCUGUUCUGGAUUGGUGUACAGAGAGGUACUCAUUCAAACAACCAUGAAAGGCAAAACAAAAAAGCAAAAACUAAAAAAAAAAAAAAAUCCAUGAAGGCAUAUUUUGUGUUUAGUUCUUGAUGAGUUUUCUGUAAUCCCUCCCCCUCCUUAAAAACAUCAGUGAAAUUUCAAUAAAUUUCUAUUGAAAUGAG
Messenger RNA from Peromyscus maniculatus bairdii (prairie deer mouse), 4433 nucleotides. It is a transcript of the gene Tbx3, whose product is annotated as T-box transcription factor 3. The record is from RefSeq and is a predicted model, not a curated record. Lineage: Eukaryota; Metazoa; Chordata; Mammalia; Rodentia; Cricetidae. Gene Ontology annotation, biological process: cell fate specification; regulation of transcription by RNA polymerase II; positive regulation of DNA-templated transcription. Gene Ontology annotation, cellular component: nucleus; chromatin. Gene Ontology annotation, molecular function: RNA polymerase II cis-regulatory region sequence-specific DNA binding; DNA-binding transcription factor activity, RNA polymerase II-specific.